Messenger RNA from Hermetia illucens (black soldier fly), 880 nucleotides. Its product is annotated as alcohol dehydrogenase-like. Bases 34 to 801 code for a protein of 255 amino acids. The transcript is spliced from 4 exons. Gene Ontology annotation, cellular component: cytoplasm. Gene Ontology annotation, molecular function: alcohol dehydrogenase (NAD+) activity. The record is from RefSeq and is a predicted model, not a curated record. NCBI's taxonomy places the organism in Eukaryota, Metazoa, Arthropoda, Insecta, Diptera, Stratiomyidae. Gene Ontology annotation, biological process: alcohol metabolic process.
GCCAGGCAAGCAAAACAUCGUUUAGUCGCUAAGAUGGAUUGCUCGGGAAAGACUGCAGUAGUUGCUGGAGGAUUUGGUGGCAUCGGUUAUGCCACCUGUAACUCCUUACUAAGCAAAGGUGUUAAGAACCUUGGUAUUUUCGAUUUGUUCGAAAAUGGUGAUUUACUACAAAAAUUGAAGAGCAAUUUUCCAAAGGCUAAUAUUAAAUUCUGGAAAGUCGAUGCAACAAAGAAAAGUGAAAUUGAAAAUGGUUUUAAAGGUGCCGUGGCUGAAUUCAAAUCAAUUGAUAUUUUCGUUACGUCCGUUGGUGUGGUCGAUGAAAUGAACCCUGAACGAUGUGUUCAAAUCAAUCUGCUGGGAACAAUGAACCUCAAUUACGUCGCUAUUGACUAUAUGAGCGUAGCAAAGGGUGGAAAAGGCGGUCUAGUGGCAAAUGUGGCAUCACUUUCCGGGAUUGUACCAUUUCCCUUAUGUGUAGCAUAUUGUGCAACCAAACAUGGAAUUGUCGGUCUGACUAGAUCCUUAGGAAGCGAUUUUUACCUGAAGACAACCGGAAUCAAAUUUGUAUCAAUUUGUCCCGGUUUCACAGAGACUCCUUUGCUUGGUAACUUUGCCGGUUCACCAGUAAACAGUGUAAAAACUGAUUCUGCAAAACUGGCUCAACAAACAGCUGAAACCUGCGGUAAACUGUUGGUUGAAGCUCUGGAAAAAGACAAGAACGGAUCGAUUUGGAUGAUUGACGCAGGAAAAAUGAAAGAAAUCAUUCCUCCAGAAUAUUAUAGCGGCCCAACCGGCACAUAGAUUACUUUACUAAGUGUAUUUUUUGUUAUCAGUUUUUGAAUAAAAAUCGUAUUGAAAAAAAACCCGUUUGGGGGUCGAA